AUGUUUAACGCGCUCAAUCGAUUCAUGUCGCGCCUCGACGGCGGCGACGGCCAGCAACGUCACUCCGAGCAGGGCUCCUUUGGUUUUCAGGUGCUGAGGAACACGAACAAUCAGCUCGCCGUCGAGCCGUGGUUCGACUUCAUCGUUGGCAUCAACGGGAGACCCAUUGACACCCCGAAUCCCACGCUCUUUGCCCAGGAGGUUCAAAAUUGCGCCGGCGGGAACGUCACGCUAGGUCUAUGGAACGCAAAGGGCCAACGCACGAGAGAGAUGCACAUCCCCGUCCCCGGCACCGACGCGUCGCUGGGCUUAUCACUCCAGUAUGCGCCCAUCGCGCUCGCCGCCAACAUCUGGCACGUCCUCGACGUCGCCCAGAAUUCUCCCGCCGACCAUGCCGCUCUGCUCCCCUACAGCGACUACAUCCUCGGUAGCCCCGAAGGGGCCCUGCACGGCGAGAGCGCCCUCGGAGAGCUUGUCGAGGACUACAUCGGACGGCCUCUGCGGCUGUACGUUUUCAACCACGAAUACAACGUGACGAGAGAGGUCACCAUACAACCUAGUCGUGGCUGGGGCGGCGAGGGGGCUCUCGGCUGCGUCUUGGGGUACGGCGCCCUACACCGACUGCCGGCGCCGCUGAGCGAACCAGUCAGCGCUCCCGGGGAGACCAUGUUUGACGGGGAUGAAAAGGCAGCGGGACAGGGCGCCUUUGUGCCCGCCGAAAUCGUCACCCCACCAGCACUAGGGGGCGAGUAUCUCGUUCCGGCCCAGAUGGUCGGGUCAGCGGCCAUUGGCGCCCCGCCAAGAACGGGGAAGAAGAAGGAGCGGCAUGGCCAUGGCACCAACCAGUUGAUGGACGACUACUUCAAGGAAGAGGAGCAGAAGAGCCGCGAGGCGGACCAUGUUCCCACGUCAAAAGGAUCAGGGCUGCCUCCACCACCCAAGGCUGCCGGCCCCCCCCCCAAAGCGGAGGCCGAAUCGGGGGCGGAGGUGAUGGCGCAGGCGCAAGAGAAAGCUCCGGAGCAGGCACAGGAGCAGGCACAGGAGCAGGCACAGGAGCAGACACAGGAGCAGACACAGGAACAGGCACCGGAGCAGGCACAGGCGCAGGUACAGGCACAGGCACAGGAAGUGGAGCAGGUACCGGCGCAGGAGCCGCCGCAGGCGGGAGCCGGCGAGUGA
This is a messenger RNA of Drechmeria coniospora, 1179 nucleotides long. RefSeq names its product golgi reassembly-stacking protein 2. Gene Ontology annotation, biological process: Golgi organization. NCBI's taxonomy places the organism in Eukaryota, Fungi, Ascomycota, Sordariomycetes, Hypocreales, Ophiocordycipitaceae. Gene Ontology annotation, molecular function: protein binding. The transcript has 3 exons. The record is from RefSeq and is a predicted model, not a curated record. Gene Ontology annotation, cellular component: Golgi apparatus. Bases 1 to 1179 code for a protein of 392 amino acids.